GAUCUCGAAGGGCUUGCUUCACCUCAGUCAAGCUCCAGCGCUCCAGCCGGCAGCAGCAUCGAGCUAACAAGUCUUUGUGAGGAGAGAGAGAGAGAGAGAGAGAGGGAGAAAGAGGAAGAGGGGGUGCAGAGCAGGAGAGAAUCAGACAGUGCGAGCAUAGGAUGAGGGUGCAGAGGGAGAACGCAUAAGAUAGUGACAGAGGCAGAGAUGUUCAGUGUUGCACAAUAGUGCCAGAGGCUGCUGGAAAAAGAGAGAAAGAGAGAGAGAGAGAGAGAAGGAGAGAGAGAGAGAGAGAGAGAGAGAGAGAGAAAGCAGGCAUCAUGGCAGCGCUCACUGCAUCAUCACGACACAUGGGGAUGUUUGGCUGCUGCUGGUGAGCACUGUGUGAUGCAGAGGAGAGAGUCGAGGACUUCCUGGAAACCAAAGGCGAGCCGAGGAAAACAGGUGCGACCAGUGGGAGGAGCAACAUGAUGAGUGGGAUCCUGAAGAGGAAGCUUGAGGAGGGCCCGUCCCCUUAUCUGUCACUGCAGGGGUCUGAUGAUGAGGUCUCCUGCAGCGACAGCGGCAACAGCAGUGAUAGUCUCAACCAUCCCGUCCCGUCUGGGCUGUUGGACACCACUCUCCAGCAGCAGUCAAAGCGACUGCGGGGCCGCAAUGUGCACUUUGAGAGCGUGACGGUCUACUACUUCAACCGUCGGCAGGGCUUCACCAGCGUGCCCACGCAGGGUGGCAGCACGUUGGGGAUGUCACCGCGUCACAGCGGGGUGAAGCGCUUCACCCUCAGGGAGUUUGCCAUGGAGCAGAAACGGAGCCACCGGGUCAUGCUUAGGGAUCAUCUCAAAGAGGAGAAACUCAAUGCCAUCAAACUCAAACUGACUAAGAAUGGCACCGUGUCAUCCGUGGAGGCGGACACCCUCACGCUGGAUGACAUCUCUGAAGAUGACCUGGAUGUGGACAACACAGAGGUGGACGAUUACUUCUUCCUCCAGCCGCUGACUACCCGGAGGCGCCGGACCCUUCUCCGAGCCUCGGGGGUCCGACGCAUCGACGUGGAGGAGAAGCACGAUCUGCGUUCCCUGCGCAUGUCCCGAGAGGAGUGUGGGUGCCGCUGCCGGGGGAUAUGCGACCCGGAGACCUGUGCUUGCAGCCUGGCCGGCAUUAAGUGCCAGGUAAAUGGAACUGUGGUGGACCGAAUGUCCUUCCCUUGCGGCUGCACCAAAGACGGCUGCAGCAACAACACGGGACGCCUGGAGUUCAACCCGGUCCGGGUGCGCACCCACUUCCUGCACACCAUCAUGAAGCUGGAGCUGGAGAAGAGCCGCGAGCAGCAGCAGCAGCAGCAACAGCAGCAGCCGGAGCAGCAGCUUGUAACCAAUGGCAACGGUUACCAUGGCGACUCCUCCUUGGUCCAGCAGCAGCAGCAGCAGCCGAACCUGCAGUUCCCAUUGAUGAGUGGUGCGCCGCCGCACAUUCCCAUCAUGCACCUCCAGAACACAGGCGAUUCACGUCUAGAUGAAGAGGAGGAAGAGGAGGAAGAAGAGGAGGAGGACGAUGAUGAGGAGGAUGAUGAAGCGUAUGAGGAAGAUGAGGAUGGCAGCAGUGUUUGCAGCGGGCUGUCGGACUGCAGCACACACAGCUUGGACACAAUGGACCCCGAGGAGCAGGAAGAAGAUGAAGAGGACGAGGAGGAUGAAGAGGAUGAUGAUGGGGAGGAAGAUGAUGAAGAGGAGGAAGAUUGGGAUUGCUCGUUGCACGGAACGGGUCCGCCGCCCUACUCGGUUCCACUUCCCUCUGUGCUGAGUUACUCUAACAACACUCUCAUGAGCCUCAGUAACCCGUUCCACAACAAUCCCCCCAUGCAGCACUAUCAACCAGACGCCGUCGCCCCCACGCUCCCCACAGUAGAGACCGCAUUAGAGUCGGAAAUAAACCCCAAACUCCACCGCCAAACAGAGCAGCAGAGCCGCUUCCCCGGCCCCACACAGUCCCUGACGCUCCAAACUCGCUCACAUGUGGUCACCCGUGAGAGCGACGCUGCCCCCGCCGGUGCAGCCGACGAACAGCCGCUCACGACAGACCUCCAGAACAAUCCAGACCACCAUGACUCACAGACUGAGGCUUCAGAGGAGAAAAUAAUGGAGCCGAUAAAAGAGCAACCAGGACUGCAAAAGCAGGCAGACGCCGGUCAAAUCACAAACACGUCACGCUCAGAGAUGCUUUAGAGAGGAGAUCAUUUGGAAAAUCUUUAUUCAAGAAUUGUGCCCUUCAACCAUCAGUUUGAUUUAUUCUUGAUAAGUGCACUUCCAAAGAGUGUAUGAAUGCAGAUUUUGACACUCAGAGAGCUGAUUUUAACUCAAUUUGUCUCUAAACCUUUCUAAGAUUGUAGGUUUAGACUGUUAAAUAAAAUAUAAAAUGGUCAUUUCCAAGCUCAAUAUAACUAGGGAUGCACCGAACCGACUUUUUCAGUCCCGAUAGCGAUCACCUGGGCUUUCGGUAUUGGUUGAUACCGAGUGCCAAUCCAAUACCAGUGUUUAAUUAAUAAGCCGUAUGCUUCACUUUGUGGAAGUGACUGGGAUCACUCUUCUAUGUGUAAGGCCUGACUUAAAAAUCGCUUUCCUAACUUCCAUACAUCAAUCCAUUAUCUGUAACCGCUUAUCCUAUUCAGGGUCGCAGGGGAGCUGGAGCCGAUCCUAGCUGACAUUGAGCGAAGGCGGGGUACACCCUGGAUGGGU
Sebastes umbrosus (honeycomb rockfish) is the source of this 2732-nucleotide messenger RNA. Its product is annotated as cysteine/serine-rich nuclear protein 3-like. The record is from RefSeq and is a predicted model, not a curated record. Gene Ontology annotation, molecular function: sequence-specific DNA binding; DNA-binding transcription factor activity, RNA polymerase II-specific. Gene Ontology annotation, biological process: regulation of transcription by RNA polymerase II. Gene Ontology annotation, cellular component: nucleus. NCBI's taxonomy places the organism in Eukaryota, Metazoa, Chordata, Actinopteri, Perciformes, Sebastidae.